Messenger RNA from Cladophialophora carrionii CBS 160.54, 1506 nucleotides. RefSeq lists its product as uncharacterized. The transcript has 3 exons. The coding region runs from base 1 to 1506 and encodes 501 amino acids. NCBI's taxonomy places the organism in Eukaryota, Fungi, Ascomycota, Eurotiomycetes, Chaetothyriales, Herpotrichiellaceae. The record is from RefSeq and is a predicted model, not a curated record.
AUGUCCGUCGCCUCGACACUGUUUGCACGGGGCUCGGACAAGUUAUACCUCGCCAUCCUACUCGUCUGCGUCGUCGUUAUCUCCUGUCUCAACGGACCGUUUGCCUCGCUAUUCCACGCCGACACCGAUGGGGUAGACGACUUUGUUUAUCGAGCCACAGGUAUCGAGGGCGACAUUCACCUCUCAGAUUUCGAGCUCGGCGACAUUGCAGAAGAUACCGCGUCGAAAGGAGCCGUCAGCCAUUUUUACGAGGGAGAAUGGGAGCCUCCGGGGAUUCCAGACCUGGAUCCAGAGAGGAAUAAGAUUGUGGGCGAGUUCAUCAACGCCAUCAUGGAUCCCAAAGACAGGACGUUUCCCCGACUACGAUGCCCACGACCCAUAAAAGAGCGAUACGAGAUCCUGCGACGGCGGAGAAACUUUGCAACGAGAUGGGACACGCCUCCGAGACGAUGGUUUUUCGCUCUCAACCUAUACCAGUGCUCGCACGUCCUGCCGCGCCUGAUGGCUUCGGUGGUAGAAGCAAUCCGUUUCCUCCGGCCCGAAGACUGCGUCCUGUCCAUCGUGGGUGGCCGCUCGAACGAUGGCACCACUGAGAUCCUGGCCAAGUUGCGCGAAGAGAUUGAAGCCAUGAACGUCACAUACUAUUUCAGCACGAGUGACGUCGAUCCGUUGAAAUCGGGCAACGACCGCAUCACCGAAUUGGCUAUUCUACGAAACCUGGUGAUGGAUCCCCUGGUGCGGCAACCCGAGCUGUACGACCCAGAUACGACCGUCAUUUUUCUCAACGAUGUCUCCAUCUGCACGGACGACAUCCUCGAACUUGUAUACCAGAAGGUCUAUCAAAAAGCCGACAUGACCUGCGCCAUGGACUGGGUCGAUCAUGGAGAGACGUUCUACGAUUCCUGGAUCUGCCGGGGCAUGAGCGGCGACAUGUUCAUCGAGAUCCCACAAAGUGGCAGCUUUGAAUUCAAACACAACUUGUUCUGGAACGAUCCAGACACGAAGACUCGCUUCGAGGCGAAGCUUCCCUUCCAGGUUUACUCAUGCUGGAACGGCGGCGCCGUCUUCACUGCCAAACCGCUCCUCCAACACAACGUCACUUUCCGAGCUUCGUACAAAGACGAAUGCUACAUGGGCGAACCCACGCUCCUGUGCAAAGACUUCUGGAAACACGGUCAUGGCCGAAUCGCCGUGGUGCCCAGCGUGAACAUCGGCUACAACGAUGACGAGUCACGCGGCACAAAGAAAAAGUUUGGGUAUGCCACCGAGAUCAUCCAUCGGGCGGAAGACGAGAUGGGACUGGGCAAAUACAGCAAGAUCCAUUGGCAAGACACCCCACCGGACCUCAUCAAGUGUGAGCCGGACUGGCAGCACCCCACGUGGGUACGGUGGGACGAGGCGAAGGAGCAGGUGCCCUUCGACUGGACCCAUUCGGGAUACUUCAACGCUGAAAAGGCGACGGAGGAAGGCGUCUCGUUCGAAGACGGCGGCGGCGUAGACCCGUGA